Molecule: messenger RNA, 531 nt
Organism: Trypanosoma cruzi
Lineage: Eukaryota; Euglenozoa; Kinetoplastea; Trypanosomatida; Trypanosomatidae
Product: mucin TcMUCII, putative
Exons: 1
Coding region: 1-531 (176 amino acids)
Source: RefSeq, a predicted model, not a curated record
AUGAUGACGACGUGCCGUCUGCUGUGCGCCCUGUUGGUGCUCGCCCUGUGCUGCUGCCCGUCCGUGUGCGAGGCAGAUACUGAUCUGGAUCCGAACACUGGCGCUGGUGGAAAGGCCAUCAAACCAACCUCCCCUGAUUCACAGCCACCAACCGCUAUGCCUGAGGUUGUUGGAGUUUCAGACAGUGAGCCGGCUCCGAAAGCUGAAGAUCUCUCCAACGGUACCACGACGAUCACUGCAGUAGAAGUACCAACAAGGGCGACUGAAGGUUCUCACGAGACGAUCUCGACGACUGACGCCCCUGCAAAGGAGAAUAAGACGACCACGACUACACAGGCACCAACUACGACAACCACGACGACCACCACAACACAGGCACCAAGUACUACGACUACAGAGGUGCCAACCACGACGACCACACGCGCACCGUCACGUCUUCAUGAAAUCGACGGCAGCCUCAGCAGCUCUGCGUGGGUGUGUGCCCCGCUGGUGCUCGCCGCAUCCGCGCUGGCGUACACCACUGUGGGCUGA